AUGAAGCUGCAUUCGAGCCUCAUGACGGAGGACGAGAUGCAGACGAGUCGAAGCAGCACGGCAAGUGAAAAAACCUACACUGCAUGGGAAGUCGACAACCAGAAGGGUCUGGGGUUGCUAAUCGAGAUGAUUGACCCAACCCAAUACCACCACGUGGUGGACGUCGAGACUUGCUUCCACGCCUACAAGCAAUUGGAAAACCACCACGAGCCAACCACCGAGGUCGACAGGAUUGCCCUGAUGGCGGAAUACCACGCGAUCAAGUGGAAUCCGAAGCAAGAAACGCUCCAGGCGUUUCUUGAGCGUUUCGAUAUUCUACUUCGCAAGCUACAAGCCGCAGACUGCGCCAUGCCAGACGACAUGGCUGUGGUGAAGCGUCACUCACCAAAUCAACGCUAA
Messenger RNA from Aphanomyces invadans, 399 nucleotides. RefSeq lists its product as hypothetical. Lineage: Eukaryota; Oomycota; Saprolegniomycetes; Saprolegniales; Verrucalvaceae. The record is from RefSeq and is a predicted model, not a curated record. The coding region runs from base 1 to 399 and encodes 132 amino acids. The transcript is spliced from 2 exons.